CCUUUCUCGCUCUAUCUCUUCCUCAUUCUCUCUCUGUCUCUCCCUCCCUCCCUUUGCUCUCUCUCUAUCUCUCCCUUUGCCCUCUAUCUCUCCCUUUGCCUCUCUCUCUCUUUGCCUCUUUCUCUCUCUCUCCAGCUCUCUAAAGCGGUAGCUAACAGAUUCGGGGGAGUUAAAAGGGAGUUCUUAUGAAAUGGAAGUGGUUUUACUGUGAAUAUUUGCACAUACUGACACACAUUUGCAUCAGUCUGCGGCCUGGACAUGCAGUAGUGAAGCAUUUUGAAUCAGGCUACUGUCUGGGCAUGCAGUAAUGUAACAGGUUUGCAUCAGGCUACUGCCUAGAUGAUAAAUGAAAUGCUUCUAUUGGUUGAAGGGCGGGACUUCUAACCUUUUGCCCACCAAUGGUCGUGAAGUGUGUUGAAAUUACGUUAAGUGCAGGAGAAAGUGGAGAAUUAUUAUUUAUUUAUUAUUAUUAUUAUUAUUUUCAAUUUCCACAAUAACGUUGCAUUAUUCUGUAGAACUCCUUCAGUAUCAGUAGAGAAAGAACAUUCAAGCAGUAAAGUUGGGACUUUCAAUCAAUAAUCAAUCAAUAACCAAGAAAAAACAAGGCUGAAAAGUCGAUUUGAUUCCACUUUGUUCAAGCUUUAAGCCCUCCUUCUGUCAACUAUUGAAUCACAAUUUAAACCGGACAGAAUAACAACCAUCCAAUAAUUGUUUUUAGCUGCAUUGGUUUGUUAGCCUAGCAACUCUUCUGGGGAUGGAAAGGCAAAGGAAGAGCCAAACUAUUGUCAACACGUACACACGAUUCAGCUGGGUUUUCUACACUGAUAGAUAAUGUAAACAUGCAUCAGGGAUACUAUUUAAAGCAGAUGAAGCAGUUAUAGCAUUAGUGAUAGCAUGCUAACAUGUCCCUCUCUCCUUCUGUGUGUCUUUGUCUCUAGCCCCCAGAUGCUAAGCUUUAGCAUGCUAACAUGUCUCUCUCCCUCUCUCUCUCUGUGACUUUGUCUCCGGCCCUCAGAUGCUAUGCUGUAGCAUGCUAACAUGUCACUCUCUCUCUCUCUCUCUCUGUGACUUUGUCUCCGGCCCUCAGAUGCUAUGCUGUAGCAUGCUAACAUGUCACUCUCUCUCUCUCUCUGUGACUUUGUCUCUGGCCCUCAGAUGCUAUGCUGUAGCAUGCUAACAUGUCGCUCUCUCUCUCUCUCUAUGUCUUUGUCUCUCGCCCGCAGAUGCUUGGAGCACUGACAACAUCGCCCAUCAAGGUGCCUCAAGUGAGCUCUCUGCACAGGCUGGCAGGACAAGCACCAACAGUGAUACCUCAGGUCAGGCCAAAGACCCAGAUCCCUGACAGCCUGCCCCACACCCCCUGCCAGGACCUCCAGCCCCUCAGCCUGCAGAAGGCCACCACCCUGUCGGGCCCCCGCAGCAAGGGCCCCGCCCUGCCCACCGCCAACUGCACCUUCAGCCCCGAGCACCGGUCCAACGGCGGCCCGGGAGACCCCUCGGCCCCCCCGGCUCCUCCUCCUCCUCCUCCUCCACCACCUCCUCCUCCUCCUCCUCCUCCUCCUCCACCUCCUUCAGCCCCGCCCGCCCCCUCCCACCUCCUGGUGCCCACCCCGGCGGCGGCGAAGGCCCAGGACCUGUCAUCGGGGGGGGGUCAGGACUCCAGCGGCGUCCCACCGAAGGCCAGCACCCCCGUGGGGCCCGGGGUGGCGUUGGCUCUCAUCACGACCUCUUCCUCCUCCUCCGCCUCCUCCUCCUCCACCUCCUCCUCCACCUCCCCCUCCUCCUCCUCCCGCUCCCCCGUGGUGGCGGUGACGGCCGCCAGUAACGGCGUGGCGGCGGUGGGAGAGGCGCUGGUCAAAGUGCAGCCGCUGCUGUUCAGCGCAGACAGCAAGGUCAUAAUGCUCCAGUCCCAGGCCCCCAGCCGCUCCCCACGGGCCCAGGCCAGCACACCGUCCCUGGGGGGCAGCCCGGCCCGGUCGCCCCCCACCACCCCCACCCCCGCCGCCCCCAAGAAGGACGAAGAAGACCCAGAGAAAAUUGCCUUCAUGGUUGCCCUCGGCCUAGUCACCACGGACUACUUGGAAGAGCUCCAGACCAAGAGACAGGAGAGGAAGAGGCGGAGCACAGCCAACCCAGCGUACAGCGGCCUGUUUGAGCCCGAGCGCAAACGACUUGCAUCAAACUACCUGAACAACCCCCUUUUCAUGUCACAAGACACAGAGGAUCUCUGCUGGAAGGAGGACUUGGAGCACGACGAGCACUGCUCCGUCUGCAAGGAGGAGGGUGAGCUCCAGCCCUGUCACAACUGCACCCGCGCCUACCACCCCGACUGCCUGCAGCCCCCCCUCAAAACCCCCCCGCGGGCCGCCUGGUACUGCCCCAAGUGCCAGAAGAAGGUUCUUAACAAGGAGAACAUGUCCUGGCCGCAGAACUUUGUCCAGUCCUACGUGACACACAAGACAGUGAGGCAGGAGGAGAAGAGGAGGCUUCUGAGGAGGAACACGGAGCUGAAGAAGGAGUGCGCUCACCUGGAGGAGCAGGACAAGAUGCUGAACAAGUCUCUCGAGCAGUGCAUGGACGUGCGGGAGCGCCUGCUGGGCCAGCAGCGCAGCACCCAGGCCUCCCUGGAGCGGGUCAAGGCCCUGAUCCGCCUCAUCCAGCGGGACCAGGUCCUCCAGGUCACCAUGACCGCCACCACCACCGCCAAGGCCCCCCUGCUCUCGCUGCCCUGGAUCAAGCCGGCCAGCGCCACCAGCACCACCACCAGCACCACCAGCAGCAGCAGCGGCGGCGGCGGCGGCGUCAGCGCCAACGCCGCCAUCACCCUGGGCCCGGCCACCGCCACCGCCAUCGCCUCGAUCCCCGUCGGACCCUCGGCGCUGCUCCAGAGGGGCCAGCCCCAGGCCCAGGGCAACAACUAGGGCGCGGAGCUGCCCGCUAGCUAGAGCGUAGCCGCCGCCGCGACGAGCUAGCUAGGGAGUAGCCUUGACGAGUGAGCUAGCUAGCUAGCUAGGAGAUUAACCGCAGCAGCCAACAGCAGCUUUGGCUCGUUGGCAGCGACUGCUAGCUGGUUAGAAGCAGCAACGGCUAGCUGGUGAGCAGAAGCUACGGCUAGCUGUUUAGCCGCAGCAACGGCUAGCUAGCUAGCUAGCAGCAGCAAAAGCAGACACGUGCAGCCGUCUCUGGUCUCAGCCAAAUGUCGAGGGAAAAGAUGUUUUCUUUCUUUUUCUAACACAUACGAGAUACCAUCGUUGCCACCGAAUAAUACCGACCCAUUUUUUCAUCUUCAGAAGUGUCAUGGAUUAAAACAAAAAAGCAACAAGAUAACUUUUAACAAAAGAGAGCCUAUAUCCUCCACUCAGUCCAUGAUAUAGUAUUUUUUAAACCCAACACCUACAGUGCUUACGAGAUUUCUUUUUUUAAUUAUUUAUUUUCUAUUUAUUAACGUUCUUGGCCUUAAUGUAUUUAUUACAAGAAUUUAAGAUUUACCACGCUGCCACAGGAAGUUGUGGACAAAGUAUUUCGCCGCAGCCCAAAUAUAUUUCCUCUUACAAAAGAAAAACGACGAGAAAAAAAAAUGCGAAGAAAAAAAGAGAAAAAAAAACCCGGAAAAAAAACAAACACA
Gadus macrocephalus (Pacific cod) is the source of this 3625-nucleotide messenger RNA. It is a transcript of the gene phf21b, whose product is annotated as PHD finger protein 21B. The record is from RefSeq and is a predicted model, not a curated record. NCBI's taxonomy places the organism in Eukaryota, Metazoa, Chordata, Actinopteri, Gadiformes, Gadidae.